GUGGAUUGUCAGUCGCGACAGAUGCAAAACGGACUUCUUCCUGCUCUGCCACAAACAGAACUAAAACGAUCGCGUUUUUUCCAUUCAAAACCAGAGAGAUCAGAUCGCUCUAUCCAUCCGUCGCGAAGAUCAGGGCUGUCCAUCCGACUUAGCCAUGGAUCUCAACGAUCUCAACAAGGUAUGGGAAAUCAAGGCCCUGAAGAAACCCGGGGAGGACGAGGCCCUGAAGAUCCUGCAGCGGAUAGCCAAACAGGUGCAGCCCAUCAUGAAGAAGCACAGAUGGACGGUCAAGAUCCUCUCCGAGUUCUGCCCUGCCAAUCCUGCCCUGCAGGGGCUAAACGUGAACGGGGGUGCGCAGGUUAAGCUGAGGCUUCGGAAGCAUAACAGAGAGUGGGAAUUCUUCCCGUACGAGCAGGUUCUCGAUACGAUGCUGCACGAGCUCUGCCACAACGUCCAUGGCCCCCACAACGCCCUUUUCUACAAGCUCUGGGACGAUAUCCGAAAGGUUUUUUUUUUUUUUUUAAUAAUUGAAUUUCAAUAGGCGGUAAUAGUCUUC
Molecule: messenger RNA, 556 nt
Organism: Magnolia sinica
Lineage: Eukaryota; Viridiplantae; Streptophyta; Magnoliopsida; Magnoliales; Magnoliaceae
Product: DNA-dependent metalloprotease WSS1-like
Exons: 2
Coding region: 155-541 (128 amino acids)
Source: RefSeq, a predicted model, not a curated record